Molecule: messenger RNA, 1944 nt
Organism: Heterocephalus glaber (naked mole-rat)
Lineage: Eukaryota; Metazoa; Chordata; Mammalia; Rodentia; Bathyergidae
Gene: Gpr150
Product: G protein-coupled receptor 150
Biological process (GO): cellular response to hormone stimulus; G protein-coupled receptor signaling pathway
Cellular component (GO): plasma membrane
Molecular function (GO): peptide binding; G protein-coupled receptor activity
Source: RefSeq, a predicted model, not a curated record
CUUUGGCAACUCCAGACCUCGCCUCUGCGGUGACUCCGCGCCAGCCCGCCCUCGCCGGGGCUCCCCUCCCUCGCGGCCGAGGAUGGAGGAUCCCUUCGGCCCGGCAGCCCUGCCGCCCGCGCCCAACCUGUCUGCGCCCAGCUUGCCGAACUGGGGGCUCAACCUCACUUCGGGACAGGGAGCCUCCGUCCCGGGGCCGCCGCCGCCAGCCCCCGGGCCCCCCAGCCGCAGGGUCCGCCUGGUCUUCCUGGGGCUUAUCCUGGUGGCAGCGGUGGCUGGGAACUCCACGGUGCUGUGUCGCCUGUGCGGCGGCGGCGGCCCCUGGGCCGGUCCCAAGCGUCGCAAGAUGGACUUCCUGCUCGUGCAGCUGGCCGUGGCCGACCUGUACGCGUGCGGGGGCACCGCGCUGUCGCAGCUGGCCUGGGCGCUGCUAGGCGACCCGCGUCCGGCGGCGGGAGACCUGGCGUGCCGCUUCGUGCAACUGCUGCAGGCGUCCGGCCGCGGCGCCUCCACGCACCUCGUGGCGCUCAUAGCCCUCGAGCGCCAGCGCGCCGUGCGCCGCCCACAGGGUCCGCCGCUGCCCGCGCGCGCCCUCGCCGCCCUGGGGUGGCUGCUGUCGCUGCUGCUGGCUCUGCCCCCCACCUUCGUGGUGCGCGGGGACCCCGCACCACUGUCGCCACCGCCCGCCGCGCCCCACGCCGCGCGCGCCUGGCCCGGGGAGCGGCGCUGCCGCGGCAUCUUCGCGCCCCUGCCGCGCUGGCACUUGCAGGUCUACGCGCUCUACGAGGCAGUCGCGGGCUUCGCGGCCCCCGUGGCUGUCAUGGGCGUCGCUGGGGGCCACCUGCUCUGCUUUUGGUGGCAGCGCCGGUCCCAGCUCCAGGCGACUGGGGCUCCCAGCUUGGCGAGCCCAGUCCGCGCCACCACGCGCGGUGCGCUGGCCCGAGCCAAGGUGCAGAGCGUGAAGAUGAGCCUCGUGCUGUCGCUGCUCUUCGUGGGCUGCGAGCUGCCCUACUUCGCCACCCGGCUCGCGGCCGCGUGGUCGCCCGGGCCCGCGGGAGACUGGGAGGGGGACGGCCUGGCGGCGGCGCUGCGCGUCGUGUCGGUGGCCAACAGCGCCCUCAAUCCCCUCGUCUACCUCUUCUUCCAGGAGGGCGACUGCCCGCUCCGCCGGCGGCUCCGCAAGCGCCUGGGCUCCGCGUGCUGUGCGCGGGAGGGGGUCGAGGAGGACAGCGAGGACCCCGGGGGCCACCAGGCUCUGCACCGCCACCGCUGGCCCCACGCGCAUUAUCACCACGCUCGGAGGGAUGAGGGCUGCGCGCGCCCACCCCCGCCGCGCCCCAGACCGCUGCCCUGCUCCUGCGAAAGCGCCUUCUAGGGGCUCCUGGGGCCGGGACGGCUCGUCCGCGGGGCAGCCUCCCGGCACCAUGAGGCGGGCGGGGUCAGCCGGGAUCUGAACCGGCAGAAAGGUUCCCGGGGACUUCGAAGCUGUGCCCUUCCUCCACGCUGCUCUCACAUUGCCUUCCCAUGUUUACAUGUGCUACACCUGCCAUUUAUUUUCCUCCCUCCAGUUUCUCUCACAUCUGCUCAUUUGGAGAGAUUGAUCCAUUGGGAAAUUGUAAAAAAACAGUCGAAGUGACAGUUAUUAUUUUUGCAGUUCUCUUUCACGCUCCCAUGGUGUUCUGGAUAAGACCAUAAAUUACCAAACUUUCAUUAUUUGCUGUGUUGUCAUCUGUUUAUUUUUUGGUUAUUUAUUUAUUUAUUUAUUUAGACUCAUGCUUAAACCAAGUGUACCUUGGGGAGCAGCGAGUUUGCCACUCCUUCCAGGAAGGGGACCCCGUGUUGCUCUCCCUGGGGAGACAGGGAGUUGUAUCAGUAAUCGUGUCAGUAACCUAAUCAUGCUGCCACUUCAGAGUCAGAAUAUUUGUAAAAUAAAAACAUUUCCUA